Molecule: messenger RNA, 6005 nt
Organism: Dunckerocampus dactyliophorus (ringed pipefish)
Lineage: Eukaryota; Metazoa; Chordata; Actinopteri; Syngnathiformes; Syngnathidae
Gene: disp1
Product: dispatched homolog 1 (Drosophila)
Exons: 11
Coding region: 255-4865 (1536 amino acids)
Cellular component (GO): membrane
Source: RefSeq, a predicted model, not a curated record
CGAUCCUCCCACCCAGCAUGUGUGCGUGGUUUGAUUCCUGGAAAGUGAAUACAGUACCGCAUCAUCCAGCAACAACUUUCUCGCAGGACGAGUGAUGCUUUUAUCGUCCAACAUACAAGCUUAAGAUGUGAUUUUCCUUCACGAAUUUUCUACCAGGAGCUUGGGGAUUUUUAUGCAUGAAUAGAUGCAGAACAUGAUUCCUCAUCAUCCUUCAGAGAAGUGACUGUUCCAGCCAGGUCCAUUGAGAGAGGACAAUGGCCCUGAGCGACGCCAGUGAUGACCCUCUGGCGCCUAUCAGUGAAGGACACCAUCCUCUCGACGCCAAUGGAAAUGCACCUUCAAGCACCAGUCCAGCAGAUAGCAACAACCAGGAACCUAUCACAGCUGCCCCCGGUGGCGAGGAAGGCCUCACCGGCAACAGAGAUGACGAUGUUGCAGCUAAGAAUGCAGCAUGUCGGCAGCUGCAGAAGAUGCCCAGAUCACAUAGUGCCCAGAAAACAAACAGGCCGACCCAAAACGGUGGCGUCGUCAAACAGAACGGCUCCCUCCGGACGCUGCCUCUUCCCAAUGCCACCCCACCUCCCCCAGCUGUCACAGACUCGCAAAGGCUAGCGCAACACCAACUCCCUGCCACUCUCUCCCCAACCGCAUCCUCCCCUCCCAUCCAGCCUUCACCCCUCUGCUGCCAGCAAUGUCACUUCCGCUCCACCUUGUGCUGCCCGUGUGUUCAGCAGGAGUGCCCUCUUUUCCCCAGCCCAGGAACAGUCCAUGGGCCUGGCAUGGUUGCUCACACUGGGAGCCCCCCAACCUGCUCUUGUUGCCCACCUUCCUGCACUUACUCACACCCCCAUUGUUCGCAUCCGUCCACCGCACUUUGUCUGCAUCACCAUCACCAGCCCUGGCAGGAGCACCUCCAGAGUCCAACACAUCCAGCUGUAAUCAGCCCUGCACGGCCCUUUCGAUUCCCCAAAAGCUAUUCUGAGCUGAUCGCUGAUUGGCCAGUGGUGGUGCUCGGUGUUUGCACAGUGCUAAUUGUCGUGUGUGCCCUGGUGGGUAUCCUGGUUCCUGACCUUCCUGAUUUCUCUGACCCUCUGUUGGGUUUCGAGCCUCGAGGAACUGCCAUCGGCCAGAGGUUGGUCACGUGGAACAACAUGGUGAAGAACACGGGCUACAAAGCCACGCUGGCCAACUAUCCCUUCAAAUACGCUGACGAGCAGGCGAAAAAUCACCAAGAGCCCAAGUGGCCAGAAGACCACUUUGACCGGGAGAAACGGCAUGCAGAGUGGGACUUCAGUAAGGAGUUUUUCUGCGAUGUGCCUGGUGCCAGCUACUCAAGGCUGGUGUUCUCUUCAGCUGAGGGGAAGAACCUGUGGAGUAUUCAGGCCAUCAAAUCCAUGUGCAAUCUGGACAACACUAGGGUGCGCUCUCACCGUGACUACUGGAGCCUCUGUCAGCGCACCAACGACGCUUCAUGUUGCCCCAGUUGGACACUGGGUAACUACAUCGCUGUCCUAGCAAAUAGGUCGUCCUGCCAGGUGAUCACCGAGCGCGACGUAUCGCACACGCUCAAGAUCUUACGCUCGUGUGCCAAGUACUACCACAACGGCACACUGGGACCAGAUUGCUGGGACAUGUCCCUGAAACGCAAGGACCAGCUCAAGUGUGGCAACGUACCUCGGAAGUGCACCAAGUACAACGCUGUUUACCAAAUACUGCACUUCUUGGUUGAUAAGGACUUCCUCAGUGCGAAGAGCCUGGAAUAUCCUCCGCCUGUGCUCAAGCACAGCAUGCUCUUCUCGCCCACUGAGAAAGGGGAAUCGAUGAUGAACAUUUACUUGGAUAAUUUUGAGAACUGGAACUCGUCAGACGGCAUCACCACAGUCUCUGGGAUCGAGUUCGGCAUCAAGCAUGACCUUUUUCAGGACUACCUCCUAACGGACACGGUGUACCCUGCGAUCGCCAUUGUGAUAGUCCUGCUGGUCAUGUGUGUGUACACACGCUCAGUUUUCAUCACUCUCAUGACGAUAAUAGCCAUCAUUAGCUCCCUCAUCGUGUCCUACUUCCUCUACCGCAUGGUUUUCGACUUUGAGUUUUUCCCCUUCAUGAACCUCACGGCUCUUAUCAUCCUGGUGGGGAUCGGUGCCGACGACGCUUUCGUGCUUUGCGACGUAUGGAAUUACGCCAAGUUAGAUAAGCCCCACGCGGAGCUGGCAGAGACGGUCAGCGUGACUUUGCAGCACGCCGCCUUGUCGAUGUUCGUCACCAGCUUUACCACCGCCGCUGCUUUUUACGCCAACUACGUCAGCAACAUCACUGCCAUACGCUGUUUUGGCGUCUACGCAGGUACGGCCAUCUUGGUCAACUAUAUCCUCAUGGUGACGUGGCUCCCAGCUGUGGUGGUGCUACACGAGCGCUACCUACCAAACGUGUUGCCCUGCUCCAAGCCUACACACCAGCAAACUGGGUACUGCAUCCAGAUGUUUGUGUCAGGUCUUUGUCAGAAAGUGAACAAAUGCCUAUUUAGUGUCUCGGAAGCCUCCAGAAUCUUCUUUGAGAAAGUUCUCCCCUGCAUUGUCAUCAAGCUGCGCUACCUCUGGCUCUUUUGGUUCCUCGCUCUCACUGUGGGCGGGGCCUAUGUGGUUUGCGUCAACCCAAAGAUGAAGCUGCCGUCGCUGGAACUGGCCGAGUUUCAAGUGUUCCGUUCUUCGCACCCUUUCGAGCGCUACGACGCAGAGUACAAGAAGCUUUUCAUGUUUGAGAGGGUGCACCAUGGAGAGGACCUCCACAUGCCGAUCACCAUCAUCUGGGGCGUCACGGCUGUGGACAAUGGGGACCCACUGAAUCCCAAAAACAAGGGGAAGUUGAUGCUAGACAGCAGCUUCAACAUCGCCAGUCCCGCAUCUCAGCUGUGGAUCCUCAGCUUCUGCCAGAAGCUUCGGAACCAGAGUUUUGUCUUUCAGUCGGACGAGCAGGACUUCACCAGCUGCUUCAUUGAGACGUUCAAGCAGUGGAUGGAAAAUCAAGACUGCGAGGAGGCGUCUGUCUACCCCUGCUGCAGUCAGUCCAUCUUCCCCUACAAGCAGGACGUCUUUGAGCUGUGCAUCAAAAGGGCCAUCAUGGAGCUGGACCGCAGUACGAGCUACCACCUGGACAGCAACACCCCCGGGCCUCGAUUUGAUAUCAAUGACACCAUCAAGGCCAUUGUUUUGAAGUUUCGGAGCACCUUUCCCUUCACGCUGGCCUAUGAGAAGAUGCACCAGUUCUAUUAUGAGGUGGACGCUUGGAUCACAGAGGAGCUGAGCCACGCUCCAGCCGGCCUCAGUCACGGCUGGUUUGUCAGCAACCUGGACUUCUUCGACCUUCAGGACAGUCUGUCUGAUGGCACUCUAAUUGCCAUGGCACUUUCGGUGGCUGUGGCCUUCAGCGUCAUGCUCCUAACCACCUGGAACGUCAUCAUCAGUCUAUACGCCAUCCUGUCCAUUGCCGGCACCAUUUUUGUCACCGUGGGCUCCCUGGUGCUUCUUGGCUGGGAGCUUAACGUCUUGGAAUCUGUCACCAUUUCCGUGGCAGUGGGGCUGUCCGUGGACUUCGCCGUCCAUUACGGCGUGGCUUACAGGCUCGCUCCGGAGCCAGACCGCGAAGGGAAGGUCAUUUUCUCCCUCAGCCGGAUGGGCUCUGCCAUCGCUAUGGCCGCCCUUACCACCUUCGUUGCCGGGGCCAUGAUGAUGCCCUCAACUGUUCUAGCCUACACCCAGCUGGGCACUUUCAUGAUGCUGAUCAUGUGCAUUAGCUGGGCUUUCGCCACCUUCUUCUUCCAGUGCAUGUGCCGUUGCCUGGGACCACAGGGUACCUGUGGCCAGAUCCCUCUGCCCAAAAAGCUGCAGUGUCAGGCUUUUUCUGAGGGCACAAACACGGGUCCUUCAUCCCAAGGGAAGAGCCCCGGCCUGGGGAAAUAUCAGUUGGAUGGCAGGGACGGCGACGCAGAGCAUUACGAGUUGGAGCCGCUGGCGUCGGGUGAUAAAACCGAAGACAACACUCGAGAGGAUCCUGAGGUUUGUGCUCAGCUUUGCAAUGGAAUACCUCCGCACGCUCAGAAUAACAGGAAUACAAAGACAGAAAACAGUCUUGUCGCCUCAAGGUGCCAGUACACACAAAACACAAAAUGUUCAUGUGGGGAACCCCCUCCACAGUGGACGCUCCAAGACUCGCACCCCGUGCCAGUUGCAGGAAAGCAUCCAAACAAACUGUUAGCAAAAUUCCCGGGUCCGGUCUGCGCACGCAUGGAUUGCUGCAUGCACUACGUUCCCUAUCCACACUUGCACAGCUGCAGCUCGAGAAGAGGACUAUACCCCAGACAAGCGCCUGCACUCUGCUGCCACCUCAAGAAGUACUGUGUUCACAUUGCAAACACGCAGACCGCUCCAGAACAUAGACCCUUAGCCUCCAACCAGCACACAGCCCAAUCUCCUGGCUCUAUGAAUGGCUCGGAGCCUAAAACACAAGAGCCCGAUCAGAACCUAGAAGUGCCAAGCACCCCAAGACAGACUCUGUACUUGCAUCAUCAAGGACUAAAACCCAAAGACCCUGGUCACUGUAACCAUACAUCCACCAUUACCCCCCAAACCCCAGCAAAAGUGGCUAUACGGUGCCAAACCCCUGGCGAUUGUGAGGGUGACGCCGCCACUCGGGAGGAAAGUGCCAAAAAGUACAAGCAGAACUCGAAACGGGGGAAGAAACUGUACUGUUUUAACCGGGCCUUGAAGGUCAAGUGCAACUCAGCUUCGGAGUUCAACGUGCCAAAAAGUGAAACGACUUUGCCUCCCGUUGCAAUAAACAACAGUCGCUCUUCUGAAAGCUUAUGCUAAGGAUAAUACACACAGAAAAUCCACAGUAAUGGUGCCACAUACACUUUCACUGACCCUUGCACACUUUUGCUAACAUGGUGUUCAAUAUACCGUGGGGCCCGCUUAUGUCGAUAACCCGUCUGUCGCCCAAAUCAUCAAAUCCUGGUCCAUCGUGUUUUUAUUGCUAAAAAGUGCCCAAUUAAGUCUACAAAAUUUGAAAAAAUGUAUCCAUUUAUGUCGACAUGCGUUGUCGUAUUAACUUCAUCAAUAUCACCACAUUAAAACAGUUUCAAGUUUGGUUACUGUAUGUCGACAACUGCUUAUAUCUACGUUAGACAGCUGGUCUGAGGGCCGUCGACAUAAACGGGUUCCACUGUGCACUUUUGUUAACACGGUGUUCAAUGUUUUGCAGAUAUUUGCACAGGCAGAAAACCAUUGUACAGCUUCUUUGCUAUGAAAUGAUCAAUAAAUGAUUGAAUGCAAUAACCAGUCAUCUAUUACAGAUAUGUACCGUGCUGAAAAUAAAUAUUUGAUCCCCUGCUGCCGCCUUCCCAAGGAAGGUAGGUUUAUUGUAACAGAAAGAGAAUGUAAAAGAAAACCCAUUCAAUUAGGGUUUAUAAAGGACUUUGUAUUUGAUUGAGGGAAAUACGUGUUUGAUCCCCGACCAACCAGCAAGCAUUCUGACCCCCACAGACCAGUUAUGUACCCAUGAAUCACACACACACGUAAAUCCUGUUCCUUUUCAGAAAGUACUCCUAAUCUCAACGCAUAUUGUGGAUCAAAGACAUCUUUCGCAGAACUGCAUCCUCUCCACCAACAUGCUGUCGAAAGGGACAAGAUCGCAGAGCCGCACAAGACUGGAACUCCAAGAAACACCCAAGUUCAAAGUCCCAUUUUGCUUUGGGAUCAAAUACUUAUUUCAGCCGAUCAAAUCGAAAUUCAUUUAUAACCUUGAUUUACUCGCGAUUAAAACGCUCUGGCCGUCUUAGUCAGUUUAUCAGCAGAGGCCGCAGACCAUAAAAUGCAUCCAGGCUGGAUUCUGUAAUUGUAAUAUACACACACAAAGAGUAUACGGUAAUUGCCUCGUAAAUGCCGGCGCCGCCUUUGCCACGUGUCUGGCCUCAAGUCAUUGGGAGUGUGGCUUCAGUUUACUUAUAUGUU